Molecule: messenger RNA, 4582 nt
Organism: Dermochelys coriacea (leatherback sea turtle)
Lineage: Eukaryota; Metazoa; Chordata; Testudines; Dermochelyidae
Gene: PPM1E
Product: protein phosphatase, Mg2+/Mn2+ dependent 1E
Exons: 9
Coding region: 265-1950 (561 amino acids)
Biological process (GO): protein dephosphorylation; negative regulation of protein kinase activity
Molecular function (GO): protein serine/threonine phosphatase activity; cation binding
Source: RefSeq, a predicted model, not a curated record
CAACAGACCCCAGGAAGGCGAGCUGGGCAACCCCUCAAUCCAAGGGAAAAUACUAGGACACUGCAGAACAAGCAAACCCUACAACACCUGAAUUACCUUAAUUUUGUGUUUGUUGUAACUGAGCAUUUAAUUACAUAGCAAUUACCAAUUCAGGAGUAGUGGGUUUACAAGCAGUCCAGAUGUGAGUACAUUGGAGUACUGCUUUGUGACUCAGAUCUCAAGAGACACCUCCAUCAAAAUCCAUAUUUGGUGCAUAGGAUAGAAAUGAGUAAUUGCCCUUCAUUUUUGGCUGCUGCUUUAGCCAGAGCAACAUCAGAUGAAGUCCUUCAGAGUGAUCUUUCAGUGCACUACUUACCAAAGCAUGUGGAUGGUACAGAAGGCAUCAUACAGAUUGAGACAGUGAAGCUAGCCCGUUCAGUUUUCAGCAAACUCCAUGAGAUCUGCAGCAGCUGGGUGAAAGACUUUCCACUUCAAAGGAGGCCCUACCGCUAUUAUGAGACAUCCAUCCAUGCCAUCAAAAACAUGCGCAGGAAGAUGGAAGACAAGCAUGUCUGCAUUCCUGACUUCAACAUGCUCUUCAACCUUGAGGACCAAGAGGAGCAAGCGUAUUUUGCAGUGUUUGAUGGUCAUGGAGGGGUGGAUGCUGCCAUCUAUGCCUCCAUCCAUCUCCAUGUGAAUUUGGUACACCAGGAGAUGUUUCAACAUGACCCAGCGGAGGCACUGUGUAGAGCAUUCCGGGUGACAGAUGAACGCUUUGUUCAGAAGGCUGCCAGAGAGAGCCUGCGGUGUGGCACCACUGGUGUGGUAACAUUCAUCCGAGGAAAUAUGCUGCAUGUAGCUUGGCUUGGUGACUCCCAGGUGAUGCUUGUGAGACAGGGCCAAGCUGUGGAACUAAUGAAGCCUCAUAAACCGGAUAGAGAGGAUGAGAAGAAGCGCAUUGAGGCCCUCGGCGGCUGCGUGGUCUGGUUUGGGGCCUGGAGAGUGAAUGGGAGUUUGUCCGUCUCCAGAGCUAUUGGGGAUGCUGAGCACAAGCCAUAUAUCUGUGGAGAUGCAGACUCCGCCUCCACCGUACUGGAUGGGUCUGAAGACUACCUCAUUUUAGCCUGCGAUGGCUUCUAUGACACAGUAAAUCCUGAUGAGGCAGUGAAGGUGGUUGCUGACCACCUGAAGGAGAAUAAUGGAGAUAGCAGCAUGGUGGCACACAAAUUAGUGGCAUCAGCACGAGAUGCUGGCUCCAGUGACAACAUCACUGUCAUUGUGGUAUUUCUCAGGGACAUGAACACAGCAGUAAAUGUUAGUGAGGACUCAGACUGGACAGAGAACUCUUUUCAAGGAGGACAAGAAGAUAGUGGGGAAGAUAAAGAAAACCAUGGAGAUUGCAAACGGCCAUGGCCUCAACACCAGUGCUCAGCACCUGCAGAUCUAGGGUAUGAUGGGCGAGUGGAUUCCUUCACCGAUAGAACUAGCUUGAGCAUAGGGUCCAAAAUUAACCUGUUUGAAGACCAGAGCUAUUUAGACCUGAUGAAAACAGAAGCAAGCCAACCUCAGAAUGCCAAACAUUUGUUACCAGUUCAAGUGUUUAGUCCUAGCCUACCAAAGGGAGUCAAUUUGGUUAAUGGCUCAACAGUGAAGAAUGAAUCUCCAAAAAGCACAGCAUCUUCAGUGUCUGAACCGACAGAUCCAAGGGGAUAUUCUGCUUCUUUUAGUUUGAGUUCCACAGGGCAGCAUAUUUACAGAAUGGGGGGUUUAUCUCCACGCUUUUCUGGAUUGGAAAAGGAACAAUUCAGAUCCCUGGGGAAAAGAGUCUCUGCUUUCUCUCACUUCUACUUCUAUAAUGCAAAGAGGGGACGUGGAGCCAGGCUCAAAACAAAGUUUCACACAUCUCUUUGCUCACAAACCUUCCCAUAUGGAAGGAUUAGGUCCGUCCUUACCUGUCCGAAGUGGCAGUAAAAUUAGGAUGUUGGUAAGAAGUUCUCUGUGGUGGAGGAUGAAUAGUCAAAGUUUAUGGUGAGAAUAUGCUCUUGAGUCUAAGACAGAGUAAUUAUACACCAGAUCCAUACCCUUAUUAGAGCUGCAAAAUAUAACCAUCUUCCUUGUAUCCCCCCUUCAGACAACUAGUUUAGUCAAUCCCAGAAUAAAAGGUGAGUAUUUUAGAACUGUGUUAAGGUUCCCUGUAAAACUCAGCUCAGAUGUAAAUAGACCAAGGAAUUAAAAAAAAAAGUUUGUCACAAUAAAACUGUUGGUGAUGCCACUCUAAGUACACCCCCAUAAACACAUGCACGUAAGUAUCUAUGUUCUCAUUCACUAGACAAGCUGGUUAGUAGGCUCAGGUGAAUAGACACAGUUAGAAACAGCUGGAAAAAAAUGCAGCUGAAAAUAAAGUUGAACCUGUCUGAGAUAUGUCUAUGGAGCACUAUUUUUUGAACGCUACCGUUUUAGAAUGCCAAAUGUUGUAAAGGGUGUGGGGUUAGAAUUUCCAUAGAAGUCCAGGUGAUGUUUUUUUCCUUUGUUUAUUUAGAGUAAUAUUGAGAGAAAUCUAUAGAAAACCAUCCACUUUGCAGGUAAAAGACUAAAAGCCAUACAGGGCAUUAACAGGUAAUUUAGGAAUGGAGAGAUUCAUGCUGUAAACUCUACUCUGUUCUCAGAUUAAAGUUCAUACAAUUAAUUUAGCUAUUACUUCCUGUAACAUAUAAUGUGGAAUAUGAAAAGUAUUUAUUUUUUAAAAAAUUAUUCCCUAUGGCUAGAGAUACAGUAUGUGGGGAUUUCAUAACUUUUUGGUGCUUUUAGUGGCAUUUUUAUUAGUCAGUUUAGGAGGCUGUUGUCAACUGGCUUUAAUCUAACAGGACUGUGGUUAAUUGGUAUGAGAUCCUCAUCACACCAUCUCAGGUGUUGAAAGAAACUCAGUCUGAGAUAAUGUCCGGGUACAAUAUGCUGUCACUAAACUGAUCAUACUGUUGAACUGCUUGUUAAGAAUAAUAAACAAUUUGAUCAGGAUUAUGUUUUAGGGCAUAAUUUAAAAUAAAGUGGAAGUUUUUAGGGCUGAUAAAAUGCUGGAGUGUGUGUGACACUACUACUGAAUUCUUGUUGUUCCGGAUAGAUUCAGAAAAUGGAUGUGAGACUGCUAUAGUAACCCAAAUUGAAUGGAAAUGCUGGGGAUGUAGAUGAAUGAGGGUGGUUGCUUUGUUUAGCUGGGAUCAUAAAAUGCACUGACAAUCCAGAGCUCUGCUCCAACAAAUUUAGAUUUGCAGAGAUGAAAAAUGUGGGUUGCCGAUUUUGUUUAUCCCAGUGAGCAACAGCAUUAUUUAAAAAACAACCCACUAACCUAUCCUUGAGGUGAUGUCUUACACUCUUAAAGGAAUAGUUAAUUAGAACACAAAAGUAAUUUAAAACUGUUCCAGUUGAAUGCAUCAGACAACAUAUUAGGCAUCCUGCCACUAUUAUUUGCCACACUAACUAUGAGAAUACUCAUUUGGCACUGAUCUGAAUAUAAAAUGUAAUUCUCAACAGCAUUUAAUUUUAGCAAUGAUUUAAUAUACCACUCAAUCUUAGCAGUAACACUUUAAAAAUCAGCCUUACAGUUAGCUAGAAUUUGUUAAAAUAUUUAAAUGUUAGUCAGGAGUCUAAAUUAUUUGAAACCAUGAGACUUGAACUUUACUGAUCUCAGCUUGCUCUUUAAGUCUGUCUUUUAAAAGACAUUUGAUGAAAUAGUGAAAAGCUAUAAGCAAACAGGAGCUGAAGUGUGGUUUUAGAUUCCUGUAAUAAUUUUGCAGUUUUUUAAAACCAUAAAUAUAAUUGUCAUUUACUUGUACAUUUGUCAUCUUACAAAGCCUUAGAUGUUAACAUUCUCUUCAGAUGUAUUGUAUGUUUCUAAUCAGAUUUACUAAGAAAAUUUGAGAAACCAUGGAAUCCUAAAGUAUGCAAUUUUGGGCAUCUUGCUUUUGCCUUUUCAUUGUUUAAACUUCUCACACGAAUAUAGAAGAUACAUUGAAAGUCUGUUUGAUAGUUGUACUUUUAUUGGAAGGUGAGAUGUAAGUGCAAUUCCUUGUUUAAGUAAAUAUGUCAAGAUAAAGUUAUGGAUGAUAGAACUUCCCAAUGUGAAAGACUGGUUGAAAAGUACUGGAGUGAGUGUAUGCUCUCUUGUCAAGGGUGUAGUUCUUUAGGUGUGGAUUCACAAAUGAUCAUUCUGCUUCUCAGACCAUUUAGGAGGGAAAUUGCCAUCAUAGUUCCUGUGUGGUCCGGUGCAAAAUAUUGUAUAAAUAGCAAGUAUUAAUUUCUUCACUAUAUUCAUUUAGAGUAGAUAGAUUCAUUUGUAAGACAAGUCUUUUAAUAUUCUAUAAUACAUAUAAAAGUAGUGGUUAUUGGUCUGAAAUAUGCUGCUCUUGAUUCUACACACUAGACAAAAAAGCAGUGCUUUGUGAAACGCAAUGUUUUCUCUUAAUGCCACUGGUGAUAGGAAGUAAGUAGUUCUCUUCAGUUCAAAAUCCGGUGCCCUUAUUUGCUGCUUGCUAACGUAAGCAAUAAGUUCCCCUCUAACUAAUGAUAUUUAAAUGUUCUGUAUCUUGUAUUUUGAUAGUCUAUCUGG